AUAUAAGAUAUAUAAUUUAGAGUUUGAAAUGUUAAAUGUGAGAUCAAUAAAUUUAAAAUGAAUACCUGUGAAUGCAUACAAAGGUAAAUCAGAAUACAUAUCGGCUAACGGUAAAAUGUAACAAAAUUUUCAUAUUUUCACCGUCAAUAGAUAUGCACUUUCAUUCAAUUUAUACUCCUAAAGAUUUUUACAUGUAAUAUUAAGUUACCUUUAAAAAUAAAUUAAAAUACUGAAAGAAAACAUAACAAAUAUAUAACCAUGAUAUAAUUGUGUUUUCUAAAAUGCAAUUAAUAACGAUAACUGGUUGCUUGAAUGCCACUAAGAUUUUGAUUCUAUAUUGGUUGAAUUAGUCACCUAUGUCUGAUAUAUCAUUAAAAUUUAACUGAUUUAAGCUAACCCACACAGCACCGAAAAUUUACUGUACAUUUUUAAAUCUUCAAGUUCAAAUUUCGGAAUUUUUAGUUUAGAGAUUUAGUAAAGGUUGUAUAAAUAUUAAAAUGUCCGCCCUGAUUAAAUGUUUGGUGCGAAAGUUCACUUAACAUUUAAAUCAAAGCUUCAUUAAAUGUUGAGUAAACUUUCGCACCAAUCAUUUAAUGAGGGCGGACUUUUUAAUAUUUAUACAACCUUUACUAAACCUCACAACUCAACGUUCCAAAGUUUGCACUUAAAGUUGUAUAAAUGUGCAGUAAAUUUUUCGGUGCUGUGUGGGAAGAGAGUAUAAGAUAAAAUAAUAAGUUUGUUUGAAAUAAAAAGAAUAAUUGAUUACGUUUUUGGUAAAGAGCCACAAUUGCAGGUGAGUACAUUGAACGGCGAUAGAAGCCAUCCGCCCCUGAUUUAGAUUCUUUCUCGCUUUCCUGACGCUUUUAGCUCAGUUUCGGCUGAGAGGCAGAUCUUUGGGUCGAGUUGUUCAGGUUAAAAGGGUGUGUGAAUCGCUCUCGUAUUCACGAUUGUCAAACAUCUUAAAGAAGAUCUUGAAAAGAAAUAUCAGUUAAACUCGGUCCAGAGAGAUCGAACGCUUAAAGUAGCAGUGAGUGAGAAGGGGAUGGAAAACGAGCAAAGAGGUCGUGCAUUCCGAGCAUCCUCCACCUCCAGCCUCGGUCGCGAGGUUCGAUGUGGUUGUCAGUUUUACCAGAGUGAUUCUCUCCUCCCUGAACGUUCCACUCUCGUAGGCAGGCCACCAUCGAGGUCGAUGAUGCAUUCCCCAUCGGCUCAUGUGCGGGUAUACCAUCCAUGCAGUGAGCACGAGUAUGAACCAAUUGCAUCUCCACCUCCACCGCCACCACCGCCGGUAGUAAGCAUGGUAGCACCGGUGGUUCGAAUAACGGACACGGAUAUUAUGCCUGUAGCAGACAGUGAUGAUAGUAUUGACGACCGAGGACGAUUCAACUUAAGGUUGGCCCUCGAUGGCGAUAUAAUUGUGCCCCUUGAUGGCAAGAUUGAAGACAAUGCAAUGGCAGGACGUGAACUUGGUGAAACUAUUGACACUUCCGACGAAAUGGAAAGUGAACAGCUUCAAGAAAAAUUGGACGAUAAUUUCCCGAAAAUGCCAGAUCCUAAUUUGGAACUAAAGGUUCAGGAAGAGACUAUACCUCCUCAGGUAGUUGUGCCAGUAAAAGAAGAGUCUCAAAAGAAACAAACUAACCAUGGCAUACAAGAAAAACUACGCAAUCAAGCUGACAAGCUAAGUUCUCGCCUUAAAGGUUUUCAACGGCCUAGUUUCACUAUUCCUGCACGUUGCAAGUUCAAUAAAAAGAAAGCUUCACCAAUAUCUGUUUUAGAAAAUCAAAAACCUAAAAAAGCAAAUAGAUUGGAACGAUUUAAAAUAUCACUACCCGAACGGCCACGUUUUCAAUUUCCUGGCAUGUCAAAAUUGAGCUUAAAAAAACAUUCAAAGCUUAAUAUUAAACGUUCUAAAAUAAAACGCACUCCCUCUAAACAGGAGCAACAAAAACAAGAUUCAACAAAAUCAACAUACGGAUCGCACAAGAAUAUUUUUUCACAUUUUUCAAGUUGUCAAAAAAUUUUUGAUUGGAAAGCAAAAAAUAAAAGUGAAUACGCGACGUCUUCACCGAAAGAGACACGUGCUCAUGCUGUCGAAAGUUUCACUUAUCCACGUACCAAGAAUACUCUCAAAGAUCGAGGGAACCAAGGAUUUAAAGACAAUAAAUUGUUAGAUGAGGAAAUGGCUGAAGAAAGGGUCGCAAUAGAGAGAAGUCGACCAUGGAGGCACGCUUCUCUGGAAGAACCGCGAUUGGCAUUCAGAAUACAAGCAUCAGAAUCUCAAGAAGAAUCGGAAAAUCUACCCUGGGAAGUUGAACAUAAAACAUUUGUAUAUCAAGAAGAACUACAAUUCGUUGAUUAUGAAGAAGAUUUCCAAGAACCAUCUUGUCAAAUAGAAGAUGCGGAAACAGAAAAAGAUGAUGAAGAAGAAACAAAAUUAAGGAUUAUAAGAUUGAAACAAAUUAAAGAUUUCGACAACAACGGCAAUAAUGAUUUUGGAGAUUCUAAUCCUUCAUUGAACUUUAAUCAGAUCGAAAUCAGAAAUAUGUCUUAUGAAGAAAACUCUCCAGGUCCUUCUAAUGCUGAACAACAAUCUAGUGGAAGUUCCUGUGAAAAGCGUUGUCAAGGUAUCAUUCAAGAUACAGAUUCAGACAAUUUUUCAUUUCGUGAAGGUGAUAGUCAUGAUGAUAUUUUUGUGCAAAAGUAUCUUGCGAAAAAUUUACAACUUGAUGAAAAUACAUACAUAAAUUCACUUACCGACGUUGGAGUGCCUCCUGUACCUCCUCAACGACCAAAUCGCACGAAAUCGUUGAGAAAGAGAAACGAUAAAUUUUUAAAGUCACUUAAUUAUUCACAGCCUAUGGAUGAGAGAAACGAAAAAAUACAUUGCAGUGAUGUUUCAUUAGACCAUCUGAAUAGAACGGAUAGCUUUUCUAAUUCUUCUCACAGAAUAGUUUAUCGAGCGGAAACUGUAUCUCGUGAACAAUCUCCAAUAGAGUAUUUAGAUGAUAUCAUUAUCUUAAAACCCACUCGCAGAAAGUCGAAAAGUUCCUCUUGUAGCCAACCUGAUGCACAUAUUGAGUCUACAAAGAACUUUAUUGAUGAUACUUCAGCAAAAUUGUUUUCACCAACUGUUCCUUGUCGUAGAAAACGAACUCGGAAUCAGAAUAUAAAUGGAGACAUUGCUCAAGAACAUGUAUUAACCAAUUCAAUUUGUAACGGUCACAAAAAUAUUUUAGAAAAUUCUUUAAAUAAUCAACUUUCAUCAAAUAACUCCUUUAUGUUUUUACCAGUCAAUGCAGAAGAGAAAGAAAAUCUUUUACAAAGUAUAGAAAGUGAAAUUUUUCAAGUUCCACCAAUACCUCCUAAAAGGAGAUCUCGGUCUAGGACUGCUUCUAUCAUACAAGAUGAAAAUCAUUCUUUGAAUGAUAUUGAAUCGAUUCCGGGAAUGUAUUUUGCCGAUUGUGAUAUUGCUCAAGACGAUCUUCAAGAGCAGUUGUCUGGUUAUGCUGUUAUAGAGAAACGUGAGAAACAAUCCAAACUUCCACCACCUAGACAACGAAGACACAAAAGUGCAACAAAUCUGAGACCCACAACACCAAAGCGAACACAAAGAGCGUACAGCACUUUGGGUCCGGUAAAAAACAUUUCACCUGAAAUAGAAAAUAUAAUUCAAUCAUCAGACGACGUUACACAAUAUGUUAAUAUCGAUUCAGAUGAAGAACAUAAACAUUUAAGAAGUGAAUUUCUUAAUAAGGUACAAAGUCGGCCUUUACCAGCUCCACCCAGACCACCCAGAUCACACAGAAUGUCAAAAAAAUCCGGGGAAUAUUACGAACCUGAAACUGUACGUGAGAGUGGUGAAGCAGUUGCAUCUACACAAACUGAUCCACUAUCUGAUGACGAAGUAAUAGAAGAAGAAAUAACCCAAGCUAAACUUGUCAUGACACCUUCAAGACAUGGUUCUCAAAUAUUGAUCUCAACAGAACGUAUACCAACUCCAAUCCCUCUGCAAACAUCUCCCUCGCCUCGCAUUUUUGGUGAACCACAAGAAAGUACAGAUUCAAUUCAACCACUAAAAAUUUCAACAAAAGCUGAAGAAAUAAAUCAAGAUCGAGAUGAUAUUUUGAGAACAGCUUUACUUUCCGAAGAACCGUUAAGAAUUAAUAGCCUCGAAGUGGGGGAUUUGCGAGUGGAUCGUCUUACUGUUUCUCAAUUGGAAGCCUUUAAAAUUGCAGCUUCUGAAAUCGACGCAAUGGUUGUUUCAGCUUCUGAACUAACAGGGGAAGGAAGCAUUAAAGAAAGUGGAAUAAAUCAGUCAUUGCUUCAAGAAUUAUUAGCUAUCAGAGAUCAUUUAGAAACUGUAGCACAAUUCCAAGAAAGGCCACGUACUACAACAGAAGAUGCAUAUACAGCCACCAAUAACGAAGAAAUUAAUAUCACAUCAAUCGAUUCACAAGUAACGGAUGAUAUUCUACCUAGUCCUAUGCAACAAGUCGAAUCCCCAGCAGAAACAGGAUCAGGUAAAGUAGAAAUAACGGAAACGAAAAUCAAUAAAGUAGUUGAGCAAAUGGCGCGAGCAUCCAUACAAUCAGAAAUUUUACAAAAACAGGUUUUACAGGUCAAAAAUCUGAAACCUGAGACUGAAAUCGAAGCUGAGGUGGAGCGCGCAACUUCACGUGAGUCAUCCGUAGAUAAAGAUGAGAAACUCUGUCCGAAAAUAAAAAGCAGUUCAACAUCGUCAACAACACCGUAUGUGCAUCAUUUACCUAGACAAAUUCCAUCAGUUGUAAAAUCUUUUACACCCGUAACAAACACAUUAGAAAUAAGACCAACUCAUGGAACAUCUUUGGAAAUGUCAUCACAACAAACAAUCACUUCACACGUAAAUGGAAGUGAAUUUACAAUUGAAACGUCUCAAAUACCCCCUCAAUUUUUUUCUUUAGCUUCGCCUAUCUCUCAACCAGUUGAAACUGAACUCAGUCUUACGGAAACCACUCGUCAAUUAUUAAGGGCUAUUCGUAUUGUUGGGACAAGAAAUUUAAGGCAUUUUGUGAAUUACAUUGCCUCAAGGGUGGGCAGAGAAGAAGCAAGCGACAAAAUUAGAGAAGUAGAAUUAGUUCUGUGUGCCUUACUACUGAUUGUUGCUGGAUUAUUAAUUGUAUUAUUUGGAAGUCCACGCACUGUAACUCAUCAUCACCACUGGGAUUAUUUUAAUCCGCCACAAUAAUAAUCAUAUUUCUACUAAAUCUAUCAACAAAAAGUCAAUUGCAUGACCGAGGAGACAAAUUUUAGUUGCAGUAUCAUUUUGCCUUGAUGAUCCAGCAAGAAAUCUUCCAAGUACACCAAGACUCUAAUUACUUUUAUCCUAAUACGAUUGACGCAACGAAUUAUUUAUCAUGGAGAUUGUUAGCACUGCCGUUAUGAAAUCAAAUGGAAGGCAUAUCAUAUUGUAAAAUUGAACCUUCUAUAAAAGUAUAGAAUAUUUAAUAUUCUUCACUUAUCUUCAAUAACUUUACUUUACUUAAAUAUGUAAAAAUAAAUAAGAAGCCUUUUUUGCCAAAUUAUGAUAUUACUGUUAUAACAAUUUUUUUAAAUUUAGUUUUAUCACUGGUAGGACAAAGUAUUAUCAACUGACGUGUCUUUAUAAUAUGAUGUAAAAUUGCUACCUUCACAGUAAAUUCUUUGGAAAUUUUUUGGUACUGUGAGGGUAGUAUAAUGAAAUAUUAGAAGCUGUAUGUAAAGUCAAUAAGUUUAACGCCUAAAAUUUAUACGUGUUGUUUAAUUUUGUAAUAAUUGAAAUCCAAUGUUUUUUUACAAAAGGGAUAUAGAAGAUUUGCAAAUAGAUAAAUUGAUGCUUUUAAAUUUUAGAAUGACAAUUACUUGUAACCUCUAAUAAGUUCUAAUAAUAGAUGAAUCGAUGCGUUUUCAAAGCGUCUAUAGAUUAGUUAAAAUAUAUUAAAAUCUACAUGAAAAUUUAAUACCAAAAGAACCACAAAAAUAAUUUUUUACAAAAUUUUAAUUUUUCAAAUAUUAAUAAAUCUGAAUAGCAUAACAGCAGAAUGUUCACUAAUAAAUGAAAAAAAUGCGUCUUAAAAAACUACAAAAUGAAAGAAAAAUAUCUUUAUAGAUCAUUAGGCUUGAUCUUUUGAAAUCAAAGAUAUAAAUGGUAUCUCUAAAGCGUUUAAGGUAUUCAAGAUACUUAUGAAAAUGUAAUGUAUAUGCAUACACUUAAUACACAUACCGAAUGGCAUUUUCUAAGAAUGUGAUUUUUGAAUUCCUGAGGUCAGAAAACAUAAAUAUAUGUCAAAAAAUUAAAGUUGAAAAUUUUUGGUAUUGCAAUACUUCCUCUAUGAGGAAGCAAUAUAAAUAAUAAAAAUUGAAAAGAGAA
Molecule: messenger RNA, 6391 nt
Organism: Leptopilina boulardi
Lineage: Eukaryota; Metazoa; Arthropoda; Insecta; Hymenoptera; Figitidae
Exons: 4
Coding region: 1043-5230 (1395 amino acids)
Source: RefSeq, a predicted model, not a curated record